Messenger RNA from Elgaria multicarinata webbii, 2247 nucleotides. RefSeq names its product DEAH-box helicase 32 (putative) (gene DHX32). The record is from RefSeq and is a predicted model, not a curated record. The transcript has 11 exons. Gene Ontology annotation, cellular component: intracellular anatomical structure; spliceosomal complex. The coding region runs from base 1 to 2247 and encodes 748 amino acids. Gene Ontology annotation, molecular function: RNA binding; helicase activity. Lineage: Eukaryota; Metazoa; Chordata; Lepidosauria; Squamata; Anguidae.
AUGAAUUGUUUCACAUUUUACUCUGAGAAGCAGUGCUUUUCAGAAUUAUUUGACUCUACUGAUGGGGAAGAGAUGGAAGAGGAAAAUGUGGUGAGAUAUACAGAAGAUUUAGAGAUGAAUCCUUUUGAUGGGCUGCCAUUCUCUUCACGUUAUUACAAACUUCUCAAAGAAAGAGAGGAACUUCCUGUCUGGCAACUGAAAUAUGCUUUCAUGGAAAGGCUGCAUCAUCAUCAGAUUGUAAUUGUUUCAGGGGAUGCCAAAACUGGCAAGAGCUCCCAGGUGCCUCAGUGGUGUGCUGAAUACUCUCUUUCUGAUCAUUUUCAACAUGGAACAAUUGUAUGCACACAAACGCAUAAACACACUGCCAUGUGGUUGGCUUUGCAAGUAGCUGACGAGAUGGAUGUCAAUAUUGGCCAUGAAGUGGGAUAUGUGAUCCCAUGUGAAAGCUGCUGCAACAGUGCAACGUUCCUGAGAUACAGUACAGAUGAGAUGCUACAAAGAGAAAUGAUGUCCAGUCCUCUUCUGAGCAAUUAUGGAAUCAUCAUUGUAGAUGAUGCACAUGAAAGAAGUGUCACAACAGAUAUAUUGCUUGGGCUUCUUAAAGAUAUCUUGAUAUUAAGACCAGAGCUGAAGCUAAUUGUAAUUGCAUCUCCUCAAAUAUCCAGCAGACUGCAGGCAUAUUUCAGCAGCGUGUCUCUUAUAAGAGUGAAAAGCAAAUACCAGAUGGAGGUUGUGUAUACCUGUGGCAUUCAGAAAGACCAUUUCCUGUCUGCUUUAAGGCUGCUCUUUGAGAUUCAUAAUUCCAAAGAGUGUGGUGAUAUUGUGAUCUUUCUGGCCUGUGAACAAGAAAUUGAAAAAGCCUACCAGAUUAUUCAAGGAGAGGGACCUAACUUGAAUCCUGAUCUUGGUGCAUUGGUCCCUAUUCCCCUUUAUCCCAGCGAAAGAGAGAGAAUCUUUAAGCCAAAUGAAGAAAAGCCUUACAAAAAUUAUAAGAGGAAAGUGUUGCUAACUACAAGCUUUGGGGAAUCUUUGGUUUGGAUUCAAACUGUAGCCUUUGUCAUAGAUACUGGGAUAGAGAAAAAAAAGGUAUACAAUCCUCGAAUCAGAGCAGACGCUGUUGUGAUACAGCCCAUUAGCAAAAGCCAAGCUGAGAUGCGUAAGCAACUUCUGGGCAUACCUUCAGGCAAAUAUUUCUGCCUCUACCCUGAAGAAUUUACAGAAAAGGAAAUGAAGCUUCUACCAAGUGCCAGAAUACAGGAAUCCAACUUGACAAACAUGGUUCUUUUUCUGAAAAGAAUGGAUAUAGCAGGCCUUGGCCACUGUGACUUCAUAGAUAGGCCAGCGCCUGAAAAUCUCAUGCAGGCUUUGGAAGAUCUGGAUUAUUUGGCUGCCUUGGACAAUGAUGGAAACCUUUCAGAAUUUGGAAUAAUAAUGUCAGAGUUUCCUGUGGAUCCACAGCUGUCAAGGGCUAUUUUAGCUUCCUGUGAAUUUGACUGUGUAGAGGAAAUGCUCACCAUUGCUGCCAUGGUAACAGCUCCUAGUUGCUUUAUAAACCCACCACAGGGAACAGAGGAGAUUGCAAUCAUUUGUCGGGAAAAAUUCUUGCAUCCUGCAGGAGAUCAUUUUACUCUUAUCAAUGUGUACAAUGCUUACAAGGAAGCUAGUACAAAUGCCAUGAGCCAGUACUAUAUUGAAAAGUGGUGUCAAGAUUAUUUUCUGAACUGCUUUGCACUAAAGAUAGCAGAAAGUAUCAGAGCUGAGUUAGAUGACAUUAUGAGACGAAUCGAACUCCCAAUUUCAGCACCUGCUUUUGGACAGAAUGAAAAUGUAAUGAAGAUAAAGAAAGCACUUUUGUCUGGUUACUUUAUGCAAAUUGCUCGUGAUGUGGAUGGCUGUGGAAACUAUUUAAUGUUGUCACACAGGCAAGUAGCUCAGCUUCAACCUUUGUCAAUAUACUACAACACCACAAGGAUCCCAGAGUGGGUUGUAUUCCACGAAUUUAGUAUAGCUGAAAACAACUCUAUAAAAAUCCUCUCAGCAAUAUCACCUGACCUGUUUGUGGAGCUGGUACCUCAAUACUAUUUUAGCAAUCUGCCUGCUAGUGAGAGCAAGGCUAUUCUGCAGGAAGUAAUCAAUCAUUUAUCACCCAUUUCAGUAACAGACAAGGAACAAAAAGCAAACAGCGAAGAUAAAAAUUAUGAAAAAUAUCUUGAAAUACCGACUGAACAAAGAUGUAUUAUUCAAUAA